Molecule: messenger RNA, 879 nt
Organism: Didymella exigua CBS 183.55
Lineage: Eukaryota; Fungi; Ascomycota; Dothideomycetes; Pleosporales; Didymellaceae
Product: DUF1304-domain-containing protein
Exons: 1
Coding region: 83-568 (161 amino acids)
Source: RefSeq, a predicted model, not a curated record
CGUCACCUAAUAGGCAUGGAGCAGGGGAUACUUAUUAGUUCAUACCCCUGGGUCCGUAUUGAGAUAUGAAGUACACGGUAACAUGGUUAGCGUAGCGUUUCGUAUCGUUGGCUGUCUGCUCAUAGAUCACAACAAGACCCGUUCCAACUUCACACGCUCACAAACCAUCAACCACCACAGCACCCAGCUCUCAUCCUACACCAGAAUGACGUUCCUGGCCUCCGUCACCGUCUUCCUGCUCGCCGCGCUCCACGCCUACAUCAUGGCUCUGGAAAUGUUCCUCUGGACCUCACCAGCCGGCCUAAGAGCAUUCGCGCUCAAGCCCGACUUUGCCGCCCAAACAAAAGCCAUGGCCGCCAACCAGGGCCUCUACAACGGGUUUCUGGCCGCCGGCCUCGCUUGGUCUCUCGUACACCCCAGCGCCGAGUUCGCGCCGCAAAUCGCACGGUUUUUCGCGGGUUGCGUGCUGGUGGCUGGUAUUUAUGGCGGGUUCACGGCGAAUAGAAAGAUUUUCUUUGUUCAGGGUCUUCCGGGGGCGUUGUGUCUUGCUGCGGUUAUCUUCGCGUAGGCGGGUUUGUGGACUUGGAGUUUUGUGGGCGGUCGUGGGGUAUUGAGGCUGCGGAGGUCAAGGUCAGAGCAGAGAAGGUUCGGGUGCCAUGGCCCGCGUUCGAGGUGCAAUCAGGUUUGCAGGGUGAGCGGACUGUUGUAUCAAAAUCUAUAUGAGGUUAUUCUCGCUGCAUCUUUACUGUAGAUAUAGGUUUUUCUGCGAUAGUCACAUAGGCCUGCUUGUCUGUCGGACAUGCAUCAGCUCUGAUUGUAUUGCACGUGAGAUUUCAGGCAACAAGUUCAUCCGCAAGUUUGAAUACAUGUUUCUUGCCA